This is a messenger RNA of Scatophagus argus, 3753 nucleotides long. RefSeq names its product ADAM metallopeptidase domain 19a (gene adam19a). Lineage: Eukaryota; Metazoa; Chordata; Actinopteri; Scatophagidae. The transcript has 23 exons. Bases 19 to 2985 code for a protein of 988 amino acids. Gene Ontology annotation, molecular function: metalloendopeptidase activity. The record is from RefSeq and is a predicted model, not a curated record. Gene Ontology annotation, biological process: proteolysis.
UGUACUGUCCCCUGUUUGAUGCUUAGAGGAGUCAGAAAGGGAGGCAGAGUUGAACAACGGCGAGGAAAGGGAGGACAGUCGGCGGUACCGAGGGUCACAGGGAUGUACAGUAAACACAGGCAGAAAAAUGCCCAAAUAUCACCGGCAAAAUGUGGACGUUUGUUCGUUUUUCUUUCUUUUCUGUUGCUGAACGGCACACUGGAACGAGCCAGCGGAAACACUGGAGAACAAGGGCUGCGGCGGGGGAGGACAGUGACGGCGCAGUGGCUUUCUCAAGGCCGGACUAAACGGGAAGCAGAGACGUCGACACAGGAAGAGUACCCAGUCAGAGGGGAAAUAGAGCUCUCCUCCAAUGACCUCCAAUUGGUGCUACAAGUGGAACGUAAUCAGGAGCUUUUAGGUCCAGACUUUACCGAGACCUACUACACAGAAGAUGGGCAGUCAGUGACUGUGACCAAUAACAAUUACACUGAUCACUGUUUCUACCAUGGCCAUGUAAAAGGACAUCCAGAGUCCUGGGUGGCUCUCAGCACCUGCUCAGGAGUCAGGGGCUUGAUAGCCGUGAAUUCUAGUGACACCUAUUACCUGGAGCCAAUCAGUGGUGUGGAUCCUCUCCAACAUUCACUGCUGAGUCCAGAGGAACUGCCAGUUAAAGGUGGACACUGCGGCCACAGUCAUCUCACCACACAGUCCAACCACAUCUCCAACCUGCUCAGAUCAUUUCAUUCAAGGGUUAAAAGGAACACCUGGGGUACAACAAAGUACAUGGAGCUGUAUAUAGUAGCUGACAACACACUGUUUAGACGGCAGAAUAAGGAUUAUGAAAAGACCAAGACAAGGAUAAUGGAAAUUGCCAAUUACGUGGAUAAGUUCUACAGGGCUCUGAACAUCCGUGUGCCUCUGAUCGGUCUGGAGGUUUGGACCGACAGGGAUCAGUGUAUUGUCACUGAAGAACCAAAUGCCACCCUCUGGUCCUUUCUCCAGUGGAGACAGAAGUUGAAGUCCCGCAAGAAACAUGACAACGCCCAGCUGCUGACCGGUGUGAUUUUCAAGGGGACAACUAUCGGAAUGGCACCGCUGGAGGGGAUGUGCAGUCUGGAAAACUCUGGAGGCAUCAAUGUGGACCACUCGGAGCUGUCCAUCGGCGCCGCGGCCACCAUGGCCCAUGAGAUCGGCCACAACUUCGGUAUGAGCCACGACCAUGACGGCUGCUGCGUGGAGGCCACCGCUGAGCAGGGAGGUUGCGUCAUGGCUGCCGCCACUGGGCAUCCCUUCCCACGCGUCUUCAGUCGCUGCAGCAAACGUGACCUGGACAGUUAUUUCCAGAAGGGAGGGGGCAUGUGUCUCUACAACAUGCCCAACAUGAAGGACCUGGUGGGGGGCAAGAAGUGUGGGAACGGCUUUGUGGAAGACGGAGAAGAGUGUGACUGUGGAGAACCUGACGAGUGCACCAAUGACUGCUGCAAUGCCAAUAACUGCACCUUGAAGGAGGACGCACAGUGUGCCCAUGGAGUGUGCUGUGAGGGCUGCAAAUUGAAGCAGGUGGGUACCAUGUGCCGGGGGCCAGCUGGGGCAUGUGACCUGCCAGAGUACUGCACCGGGGCCUCUCCUUACUGUCCCGCCAACGUCUACCUGCUGGACGGCUCUUCUUGCCAAUACGGGCUGGCUUACUGUUAUAACGGCAUGUGUCUCACCCACGAACAGCAGUGUCUGCAGCUCUGGGGCUACGGAGCUCGACCAGCCCAUGAUGCGUGCUUUGAAGAUGUUAAUGCAGCAGGUAAUGCUUUUGGGAACUGUGGCAAAGAUGAACAUGGCAACUACAUGAAAUGUGAGAAAAGUGAUGCCAAAUGUGGUAAAAUCCAGUGCCACAGUGCAGCCAAGAAGCCCAAAGGCACCAAUGCCGUGUCCAUCGACACCACCAUCAAGACAGAUGGCAUCGAGGUGAAGUGUCGCGGCACCUACGUCUACAGCACCCAGGAUGGCCAGGGCGACCUGCCAGACCCUGGCCUUGUUAUGACUGGCACCAAGUGUGGAGAGGGCAAGGUGUGCAGAGACCGCCGAUGCCAAAAUGCUUCUUUUAGUGAGCUGGAGACUUGCAUCGCACGCUGCCACGGCAACGGGGUGUGUAACAGUAAUGGGAACUGCCACUGUAAUGGUGGCUGGGCACCACCCUUCUGUGAGAAGCAAGGACUUGGCGGCAGUGUGGACAGUGGACCUGUCCAGUAUGACAGUCAGGUGGGACUGGUGAUGGGCCUGCUGUUUGCCUUCCUGGUCGUCCUGCCUGCAGUGCUGCUGCUGUUCUACUGCUACAAGAUCAAGACUUCAUAUUACCAUAAGUGGCUUUCCCAAAGAGAGAAGAACAAGAGCAACAAGAUGGAGGCAUCGGUGGAGAAAGGGAAAAACGGCCACUUGAAUCCUGCCUUUCACCUGAAGGUGGUCGGGCCAAUCAACAAAGCUAGUGGACACAAGGGGCUUCCUCACACCAGCAAAGAAGUCCUGCCUCUUAGACCAGGCCCUGUGCCCAAUGGCACCCAGCCAGUCAACAUUGUGCGACCUCUGAGACCAGCACCUACUCGCCAGAGUGCACCGCAGGACCUCAAGGUGGUUCGCCCACCUCUACCAACUGGCAAGCCCCCAGCAGCCCCACCGAAAUCUCCGAAAACUCCACAGAGACUCAGCCCACCCAAGAAACCUCUGCCUCUCAACCCUACACGAUCUCCACUGUUAGUUUCUGAGCUGCAGCCCAGACCAUCCCCCUUCCCUCCUCAGAGGCCUCUCCCCCUCAGCCCAGCCAGAGGAGCGUCCCCCAUGGUGAGUCCAGUCCGGACCCAGGUCUCCAAACCUUCCCAAGGUCUGCUGGUCAUGAUGCCCCCGGCAGUGGGACCCAAACCUAUAGGCAAAGUUUCAGCCAUCCCCCCUCUCAGAGCUCUCAGACCAGUCCCAGGUGCCAAACCAAACACAGCCUCGUCUCUGCCACGAAAAUGACCUUCUCCUGCUCCCCUCCACCCUCCGAGGAAGCAGCAGCUGACAGCUUAUUUGCACUAAAGAGACUUUAGCUGGUAAACCACAGAGCUGCCGCACAUACUAGAGGAGGACAAACACAAAGUUAAAACCGGAGAUACGAAAGAACAAACAGGACUCAUGCCAGUUCAGACUUCAAAAUGAAACCUUUCCAAGCUCUCCCCUCCAUUUUGAACCCCUCCAACCUCCUCCUCCCAGCGCUUUAACAUUAACCAUAAUGACGCGGUUUUGCACGGAGGCCUUGCAGACUGAGACAAGUGUUAUCGCUGGGGGGCGGUUACAUUUGCCAAAUGAAUUUUUUUUAAGAUUUUUUUUUUUAAUCUGUUAAUGCUGUCUGUGUAUAAAAAUACAUUUUGUAAUAACCGUUGUUAAGUUUACAGUUUGUUUUAUGUCAUGUUUUAUGAUUUGUGUUCUGUGCCAAAGAGGUUUCUUCAUACCUGGGGUGUGUCCCAAGUGCUUGAAAAUGUUCUUAUGCCACAUUAAGUUUACCACAACUAAUAAUUUAUUGUAUUGUAUGAGGAAUGUCUAAAAUACAAAUCUGGAGGUACAGAGGCCUAUCAAUAGGAAGGAGAGCCAAUCACACAGCAGCUUCUUUUCAACAGUGUUUACAUGGUGGAGGAUUUGACGGUUGCUUGGGGCUUGCAGGACACACCCCGGUCGCUCAUGUUGAUUUGAAUGUCUUUUGCUGUUUGUGACUUUUGAAUUGUUACAUAAAAUAUUUUUACGAAACUA